Molecule: messenger RNA, 2376 nt
Organism: Trypanosoma brucei brucei TREU927
Lineage: Eukaryota; Euglenozoa; Kinetoplastea; Trypanosomatida; Trypanosomatidae
Exons: 1
Coding region: 1-2376 (791 amino acids)
Source: RefSeq, a predicted model, not a curated record
AUGGCCUCCUUCCUGCCAUCGCAGGUCACAGCGCGGAAUUCCAAUGGUUUAGCGGGUGUUAAAAGUGAUGCGGUUUCUUCUACCAUGUCAACUCACUUUACACCAUUGAACCAUUCCAACACCAACACCAACACCAACGCCACCAUACCGCAACCCGGCUGCUUAUCCACGCAAUGCAGCGGAACCGGAACUGUUAAUAAUGAUGUGCAGGUGGUGACAGCUGCUAGCGGUUGCAAUGCCACGAACAACCCUUUUGAUAUUUUCAGUAGUUAUGUCGCGUCCUCCGCUCUCAACAGUGUUGCCAUUUCCAAUAAUGUGGUAAACAGUCACGUAGAGGCCUCGAAGGAGGAUGUUUCCGUUUCUCGUUUAUCCAACAAUUCGGCAACGUUGGCGCCUACUGCCGACUUCAACCCCGCAUUGCCAGGUUGUGUGGCUGAAAUGCAAAAAUUUAUGUCUGACCGCUCGAUCCGGCCUGAGGAGAAGGAAGCCGUUUCCAUAAUUGAAUUUGCGUUGGGGCGUUACGCAGUGGCUCGGAUGCAAGUUAAACAGCGGCUCGAAGAAGGUGAGGCCAUACUUCGGCGUUGGGAUGAGCUUCAAAAGGCUAUUGAAUGUGCUGCCGCUUCAUUUCAGGCAACAUCAGCUGCUUCCUUAACGGACAGCUUUUUAUUUACAUCUCCGCAGCAACCGCUGCAGCACAUGGUGCCAAAUGGUCCUGUCGGUUCAGUCAAGGGGCAGCGAGGCCGUUCGCGGGUGGACGUUGAUUUGAGUGAAUGCAAGGGAAUUCUGUCGCAUGUGGGAACAUUUGCUCAGAGCUUCAAGAAACUUCGGGAGGAACAAGAUCAAGUGUGCGCUGCUCUGGGGGAUAUUCAGACCAAAUCUCCUUCUCAUAACAAUGGCCAGUCCCUCGGGUUCCCUUUUGUAGUACCACCCCAACGGGAGCAGUUGUCGCUUGGCGGGCAUCCUGUUGAUGACCUUCAGGUUACUGUUCAUGUGUGUGGACUUCGGUUGCGGCAACAGUGGGAGGAGGUUGUGGGCGCCAGUUGUGGCGAUUUAUUGCGUGGACUAAAGGAAAAUGUAACGGCAAACCGAGCAUUGGUUGCUUUGCAAGGGUUGUGUAACGACGCACGGGAACGACUGAACGAUAUGAGAACUCGUAUCGCCCGCCUCGGUUCCAACCGUGUAGAGGAAGCGGGACGCCUCGAUGAGCGUUUGGCUGCUAUGGACAGUUACGAUCCCACGAUGGAGGAAUAUGAAGCAAGGCGACGACAGAUAGACACGGAAUUAUCCACCGUGAAGGGUUGGCUGGAGGCCAUUGUUCAGGUUCAGGCUUCUGCAGACCAGCUUCACGAAACUCUCCGUUCCUGGUCUGCUGGCAUCGAUAUCGGCACGGUAUUAUCACCACAUCAACAUCAACAACAGCAGGAGGGGCCGGCUUCUGCAAACGACAGGGCGUCGAGUUGCUGGGCGGUGUCCACCCCAUCGGCAACGACGGCCGCAGCUUCAAUUGCGGAAUGCCGCCUGUCAUCCAUAAGGUCAAGUUGCCAAACUGGUGGUGCUCCCGACUGUCGUGCAACAUAUCCUCAAGUAAAUGCUGCACCAUCUCCAGUGAUGCGUAUGAUUGGGACUACAGUUCUCCCUUUAACACGUUAUGAUAGCACUCGUGUUGGUGACGACACUACAACAGCAACAACAGCUCCUACCACUACUACUUUUGUUGCUGCUAAUGGUGUAACGGGUGUUAUGGCUAACCAAAAUGUUUCGAUGCCUCCGCAGCAUGUUGAAAACAUUUGCAUCAGCGUCCCGACCAGCGGAAAUGAGGGAAGUGCAGUCGUGUGCAGUGAUAAGAAACUGCCAUCAUCUUCUGAUAUUCAAACUGCUAAUGCGCCGAAGGAACUUGGCAACGGUGCUCUCGUUGUACAAUUGAAGGAUGAAUGUGCUGCAGUUGCGGUGCGAGAUGGAACUGUGGCGGAUGCAGCUGUUGUUGUUGAAGCCAAUAAAAGGAAGGUGCGUCCAAGUAAUGAAACAAAUAAUGGGGAGGGAAAUGCUGCCGUUUGCCGCGAUGAGAAUGACGAUGAUGUUGAUGAUGUUGAUGAUGAUGAUGAUGAUGACGCUGACAGUCGAACUUCAUUAUUUCAUCCUAGCGCUUUCAGUGGUGGUGAUCGUAAGAAGCGGCGUCGGCGUGAGCGGGAGCCCAAACGUAAUGGUUGUAUGAACACAUUUGCUUCAUUUUUCAGGGCGGUUAUAAAUCGUGCGACUGAUGCAGGUGAGUCUGAUGGAGGAUCUCGCACUGAUGGAGAGGAAUAUGAAGGCUCCGAUGCGAGUGAUGAUGAAGAUACUGAACAAUUACAUAAGAAAACAAGAGUGCGGCUGUGGUAG